Messenger RNA from Meriones unguiculatus (Mongolian gerbil), 1037 nucleotides. It is a transcript of the gene Cetn1, whose product is annotated as centrin 1. The record is from RefSeq and is a predicted model, not a curated record. Bases 47 to 565 code for a protein of 172 amino acids. The transcript has a single exon. NCBI's taxonomy places the organism in Eukaryota, Metazoa, Chordata, Mammalia, Rodentia, Muridae. Gene Ontology annotation, biological process: centriole replication; mitotic cell cycle; nucleotide-excision repair. Gene Ontology annotation, cellular component: centriole; centrosome. Gene Ontology annotation, molecular function: calcium ion binding.
CACGCGUGGGGUCAGGGCACCGUUAAGGACCCAACCGCGGUGGAAGAUGGCGUCCAACCUCAGGAAGUUAAACUUGGCCUCCACCAGUUACAAGAGAAAGGUGGGUCCUAAGCCUGAACUCACCGAAGACCAAAAGCAAGAAGUUCGGGAAGCCUUUGACCUCUUCGAUUCUGACGGGAGCGGGACCAUUGACGUGAAGGAGCUGAAAGUGGCCAUGAGGGCGCUGGGCUUUGAACCCCGGAAGGAAGAGAUGAAGAAAAUGAUUUCAGAAGUGGACAAAGAGGCCACGGGAAAGAUCAGCUUCAACGACUUCUUGGCUGUGAUGACUCAGAAGAUGGCGGAGAAGGAUACUAAAGAAGAAAUCUUGAAGGCUUUCAGGUUGUUUGAUGAUGACGAAACCGGGAAAAUCUCGUUCAAAAACCUCAAGCGUGUGGCCAACGAGCUGGGGGAAAGCCUCACAGACGAGGAGCUGCAGGAAAUGAUCGAUGAAGCUGACCGCGAUGGUGACGGAGAAGUGAACGAGGAAGAGUUUCUUAAGAUCAUGAAAAAGACCAACCUUUAUUAAAGGACUGGCGGGGAUCUGCGCCUCUGCUUUUGUGAAAGUGUAACAGGACAGCUGCUCCCUUUUCCUGCCUCCUUUGUCUUGGUAGUCUUACAAGCCUCUAGAUCAAUUAUAGAUUUUAAAGAUACUAUGUGAGAUCUGCUGUUUAAUUCUCAAGAGCAAACCUCGAUUAAAGGUCUUUGAGUCUGGAGUGCCCUCGCUGCUUGCCAUUUAUUAAACUGAACACAGGAUAUCUCCUUCGGUCGAACAAAACUGUGGUCCUCUGGUCAUUUUAAUGAUUUUUAAAUAACAUGCACACACGGGUAAUUCCUUUAUUUCAAGUCUGUGUACGAGCAUGGUGAGUUAGAAUUUGCCAGGAGGUCAUUCAAGCAAUUGCUUUUCACUUAAGUGGAUACUGGUCUGAAGGAUAAUAAUGUGGCUACUUAAAAACUAUUUAAGUUGAGGGCAGACACUCAAGAAAGCCUUGCUUGCUCUU